CCCUUUCUUCGCGACGACCUGUUCGUCCUUAGGCUCAAGCUCCUCUCGCUCAGGCUUCUGGCCCCGGGGCUCCCCGGUCUGUUGUGAUUUUCCUCAUUUUCCGAGGCGAUGGAGGCAGGAGGCUGGUGCACCUCGCCACUGUCGUUCGGCAUCGGACGAAGGAGGGGAAGUGCAUGAUGAAAUUUGGAAAAGGAGGGUGACGGAGGAGAACGAGUAAGCUUGGUCGGGCGGUUGUUCGGUGGUGCGCUGCUUGCAGGCACGAGGGUAUGAUCGUUACUGCUCAAAGGAAGGGCCGAAAUUGCGGUGUUAGAAUGUACCGUCGGGGAUGGAGAGAGAGGAUACCGAUGGUGAGCAGAGGGAAUUGAGGGUGCGUCCGACGGUGGAGUGGAGGCGGGAGCUCGGAGGGAUCGAAACAUGGCCCAGACCCUAGUUCAAGGGUUUGGAAGUUGGUAGGCCCGAAGAGCAAGGUGAGUUUAGGCGGGAUAGUGGUCCUUGCGGAGCGGGAGAUCAAACAAAGUAGAGAUGGAAGGAUUAAAGAAACAGGCUAGUCCUCGGCCAUCCUGUACGCGCCGAGUUGUCGCUGGUAAGCGGCAGCGCCCUGACGACUCGAAAAACUGCCUCAAGAAAUUACUCAGACGGGAGAUUAGUCGUGCCGGUAACUGGGCAUUUAAUCGCUCCAACUCGCAGGAAAAAUUCCGCAAUUUUCAUCUUCAGGAAGAAUUUGACACACAUGAUCCCAAAGCCCACCACUUCUUGAAGCUCCCCUUCUUGAAAAAACGAUCGCGCAUAGUUGAGAUCGUAGCAGCACGCGACACCGUCUUCGCCCUUACUCAUUCCGGGAUCUGUGCUGCUUUCAGCCGCGAGACUAACAAGCGAAUAUGCUUUCUGAACAUAAGCUCGGAUGAGGUCAUCCGCAGUCUAUUCUAUAAUAAAAAUAACGAUUCUCUUAUCACCGUAUCAGUCUAUGCCUCCGACAACUACAGCUCUUUGAAGUGCCGGACAACGCCGAUCGAGUAUAUUCGAAGAGGUCAACCUGAUGCAGGCUUCCCAUUAUUUGAGUCUGAGUCCUUACGGUGGCCCGGGUUUGUCGAAUUUGAUGACGUGAACGGGAAGGUUCUCACUUAUUCUGCACAGGAUCGAAUUUACAAGGUGUUUGACCUGAAAAAUUACACUAUGCUGUACUCUAUCUCUGACAAGCAAGUUCAAGAAAUCAAGAUAAGCCCGGGUAUAAUGCUACUGAUUUUUGAUAGAGCUCCAAGUCAUGUUCCCCUCAAGAUCCUAUCUAUUGAGGAUGGCUCAGUGCUCAAACACUUCAACCAUCUUCUUCAUCGUAACAAGAAGGUUGAUUUUAUUGAGCAAUUCAACGAAAAAUUGUUGGUGAAGCAAGAGAACGAAAAUCUCCAAAUAUUAGACGUGCGGAACUCCCAGCUUACUGAAGUGAGCAGAACAGAGUUUAUGACACCGUCAGCGUUCAUCUUUCUGUACGAGAAUCAACUAUUUUUGACGUUUCGAAACAGAACUGUUGCUGUAUGGAACUUUCGGGGAGAGUUGGUAACGUCAUUCGAAGACCACCUCUUGUGGUAUCCAGACUGCAACACUAACAACAUAUACAUUACCAGUGAACAAGAUCUGAUUAUAUCGUAUUGUAAGGCCCAUCCGGAAAAUUGUUGCGAAGAAGCAGUGGGCUCGAUCAACAUAAGCAAUAUCCUCACAGGCAAAUGCCUUGCCAAAAUACGAGCAGAUGAUCCCAGUGUUGGCAUUAGCCCACGCGCCCGAGGAAACUCUUCAAUUAUCAGAAGUACAGUGCAAGAGGCUCUUGAAGACGUAACAGCGUUGUUCUAUGACGAGGAAAGAAAUGAAAUAUAUACUGGCAACCGGCAUGGCUUAGUGCAUGUGUGGUCGAAUUGAACAUAGUAUCUACGUUCUGGAGCCAGCAUAGAACCCGGUAUUGCUUUCCAUCGCUUAGUCAUACCAUGGACUUGGUCUGGCUUGUAUUUUAUAGGUAGGUCCGUGCAUCCUGUGAAGGAUUCACUGCCAGGGCUUAGGAUUAACAAAAAACGGUGUAGCUAGUUGAUAAUAGGGAGCAAAAGUUGGUUCGAAAAAACAAGCGAUGGAGUGCAGCUGGGUUCAAAUCCCAUUUAUAGUGUGCAGUUAGUGAUGGCAUACAUCUUGCAGCCGGACAUGUAAAGACGCAGGAUAUUCUGAAGCUCGGAGACGAUCGAUCUGUAGACAAUGAGAACGUGCAACACCGUAGCUUUCCCAAGCCGGAAUACGGGUCUGAAUAUUUAUCGGCCCUUAACGUGGUGUGCCCGGGGUGAGAGUCCUAUUUAAGUGGAGUUUUUGCGGCUGAGCAGGAGCGUUAGGACCACUUUAGUCUUGCAGAGUGGAUGGAUUUUCAUUACAUGACUGUGGCUAUCAUCACGAUCUGACGUCAAAUGCAAACAUUUGAUUUGUUAAGAAGGCCUUUUUUGCGGCAGUUCGGUUUGCGGUCCAAACUCGGGCCCGUUGCAUGUAAUUAUGGGUUCAGGUUUGUCAAAGGGUGGGCCAAUGCUUUCACAGUACCUGAAGUAUGCACAGUCAAAAGUAUCUGUCAGAACGAACUGUUGGCGAUGGUGUUCUCAUGGAGAUUAAGACGUAAAUUGUUCAUGGAUAAGGUGUUAACUAUCACAUCUACAGAGCU
Molecule: messenger RNA, 2680 nt
Organism: Marchantia polymorpha subsp. ruderalis
Lineage: Eukaryota; Viridiplantae; Streptophyta; Marchantiopsida; Marchantiales; Marchantiaceae
Source: the annotation of a GenBank genome assembly